UCCGGCCGGCAGCAGUGCGCGGUCGGGGCCGAGCAGGAGACCCUGUGACUGCUCUGCCCGACAUGCUCCGGUGCUCGGCAGGGUGGCCCGUGCGUGCGACUGCUCCGUUUGGGUCGUAUGUGGACAGUGAGCGGUGAACGGCGCCCCGUGACGGAUCGGGCGAUGCCUGUGCUCGGCGGCCGUCAGGGUCUGCGCCGCCUGACCGCCGCGCUGACUCUGGUGUUGACGUGCGUCUUGUUGAUGCAGUCAGCGCAUCGACAGCAUCCGCGCUGGGUGUCCACGGAACAGAGAGGAGGGACAGAGGAGGAACAGCAGGCCGGCGAGGGCCCGACCUCUGUGAGUGACGUGCUACUGCGACUGUGUCCUCCGCUGCACGGCCAUGUGGACUCGUCGGACGUGCCUGCCAACGUCCAGCACGUCCUGCGCUGGGCCUGCCUCCAGCUGGAGAAGCCGUCACCGCCGCCAGCCACCCCGGCCGGCUGCAAUAAAACGGUCUCCUACCUGCCGAUCGGCCGGCUAGGCAACCUGAUGGGCCUGUACGCCAUCAUCUACAGCUACAGCAGAAUCUACGGCGCUGCCGGGUAUGUGGACGAUAAGAUGCUGACCAAGCUGACGCGCUACUUCCCUGGCCUGUCGCUGCCGCCCACGUCGCGGCUUCCCACGGGGGUUCAGCGGCACAACAUAUCCUACCAGGACGCCGGCAAGUAUCUCGAGUGCGAUCCGGGAGAACACCACUCUGAGCCGCAGCAUUAUCUGAUUACCAUCUACCCGGACCGAAACGGCAUCGACCUCUUUCACCCGUUCUACGAGGAGCUGCGCCGAGAGUUUGAGUUCUCUGCGCGGCUGCAGCAGCAAGCGCAGACGUUCCUUCACUACGCGCGUGGCAAGCGCAGCACCGUCACCUUCAUCGGCGUGCAUGUGCGCCGUACCGACUACCGCGCAUACAUUGAAACCAAGUACAAGGGCGCGCUGCCCGACGAGGCAUACCUCAGUCGCGCGCUCGACUUCUACCGGCGCCGCUACGCCGACGCGCUCUUCAUCGUCUGUUCCGACGAGCUCGACUAUGUAGCCAAGCAGCUACACGUGCGUGAGAGCAAAGACAUCGUACUAGCCGGCAACCGGAACCUGGAGGACCCGGGCCGCGACAUGGCGCUGCUGGCGGCCUGCAACCACUCUGUGGUGACGGUGGGCACGUACGGCUUCUGGGGCGCCUACCUGGCCGGCGGCACGGUGCUGGCGCCCGAACAGCAGACGCACAUGACCAUGGGCGACCGGCACGCGCCGCUGCUGGAGAUUCAGCUGGCCGGCGCCGACAACUGGGUGGCGCUGAGGUGAUGGAGGACCGCGGCCAGAGGAGCCGAGAGAAGGACCGCGCAGGCCGGGAACUGGGAGGGGUAGCAGAGUCCAGGGACAGCAUCUAGUGAGAGUGGUGAGGCGCCAUCUCGACCGGGAAGGUGCCGUAUGCUCGAGGUUGCAGUCGCGUGUCUUGUGCGUGGUGAGAGGCCGGUGGCCGCGGUGAUAUAAUAUGGUGGGCCUGUGACUGUUAUGCUUGUUUCGAUCGAAUAGGAAAUGAAUGGGCAAUAGCAUGAUGUAAGCAUGUGGUGCUAGAUUGGUUUUGGUAUAUCAUGUUAUUUGUGGUCAGGCUGCAACAUUGAGCUGGGUUUAAAUCCGUCUCGACCUCUCCCGAUCAGGUCAUCAAUCCAGGCUGUGUACAUAUGUUGUGAGCAAACAUGGGAGUACACCCACAAACAAACCGGCCACCACCGCAGAGCAAACCACCAGGCGCAAAAUCACCAAAACCCAACAGGCGCCACGCGCACGGCGGACGGCCGCAUCGCCCCCAAAACGCCAGCAUCCUACGCCCGAAGCGAUCGGCCAGCCCGAAACGCCAAGAAAAACGGGGGAAAUCAGUGCGCCAUGGUUGUCAAACUGAGAUUGACCGCGUAUCCUGCGCCACCACCGCCGCACUUAUGCACGCCAUAUAAGUGAACACAGUACACAGAACCCCGCAGACUGCAAAAAGACAAUUCAUCACAAGCAAAUGAAAACAUGCCAAAUUGGCGACUGAGCAAAAUGGGUCCAGCACAGCAUACAACAUUGCUGGCGAAAUUCAAGAACAUCAGGCAAGACAACAGUCAUGAGCAAUAUAUUGUGAGCCAACACGUGGAAGUGAACCCGCAUGCGCGCCACGGCCGACUGCCGGGCCAGUGCAGCCGCCGCAACAGCUGAUCGGUCGAGCCAUCGCUCGAGGCAUGAUUGGUCAGCCCACCGGCCGGACCUAUGAGUCAACUGGAGGGCACGGGCGGCCAGCCGAAUUCAGGGUGUGGAAAAAUCGGUUAAUGCUUUCAGACUAACCGUGCAUUUUCCAGCCCCCUUCAUGGCACGAGACUAGUGCAUCAGCUACCGCACUCCCCCACCAGAGAGAAUGCGCCAUAACACUAAUCCAGGCUAUACAUAUAUCACGGAUCACAUAACGGAUCGGCAACUCCCCCCCGCGACCUGUCUCCCCUGCCACCUGGUGGGCAUUUAAGUGAACUAUCUUCACUAAGGAAGCGGCCGGCCUCGUGCGUGUUGAGGGCGUCGUGUCGGAGCUAAUUAAGUGAUUUUUCUGCGGAACAUGGUUUCUCAGUUAGCUUAGAAGAUACCUAUGGUAUAAAUGAGAAUGGCAAGAAUCGUUAGAGACAGGUUAAGUAUUUGAGAUUGUAUCCUUUGUCAUGAAAAUCGUUGUUUUCAUACCCACGUGGGCGACCUAGCGUCCAUCGUGAAAUGGGUAAUUUUCCGAUCGCUGUCAUCUCUUACAUAUAUUUCAUGAGUAUAUUUUUGAUAAAUAUUCAUCUGCCGAUUAAA
Amphibalanus amphitrite is the source of this 2847-nucleotide messenger RNA. RefSeq names its product galactoside alpha-(1,2)-fucosyltransferase 2-like. Lineage: Eukaryota; Metazoa; Arthropoda; Thecostraca; Balanomorpha; Balanidae. The transcript has a single exon. Gene Ontology annotation, cellular component: membrane. The coding region runs from base 118 to 1335 and encodes 405 amino acids. Gene Ontology annotation, biological process: carbohydrate metabolic process. The record is from RefSeq and is a predicted model, not a curated record. Gene Ontology annotation, molecular function: galactoside 2-alpha-L-fucosyltransferase activity.